GGUUCAGUGUGUACACGCUAAUAAACUCAUAAAACUUUCUACCUGCGCGCGUACUUUCAAACGCAUUAAAAAGGGAUUACGCGUUUUUCAUCGGAAAAUCCGGGAAUUUUAUUGCCCUCUUUUAGAUGACAGCUGCAUCGCAAAUUUUCUGCAAAUUUCCGCAUAAUUUUUGAUGGUUUACAAAAUUUGCGUGGACAUCAACUGGAUAUAAAAGGCAGUAUAAUCUAUCUGGAAUAUCAGUAGCAAGUCAACAGUAGUCUACAGCACUAACGUUCUCUCAUCUCAAAAGUUCUCAAUUUGUAUACAAAAGCACUUUGAAAAUCAUGGACAACACUGAAGCCAUCCAAAUCAUGCAGCGUUUGAAGAGCUUGAAGAUCGUUGAAACUCCUCGUCAGCAACAGCGGGAAAGUGGCCUUCGGGAAUGUCAAUCGGAGAUUGUAAGAAAAACGCAGGUGCCUGCUACUCCCUGCAUGAGUGCAUCCUCAUUUCAAUCGGAGCUGAAAAAACGCCGCAAAAUGAAAUUGAAUCGUGUCUAUAACUAUGAGUCCGAUAUGCAUUUCAUUAAGGCACGAAAGUCUCUCAAUUUUUAAAAUAUUUGAAACUACCCCUGUA
Messenger RNA from Drosophila nasuta, 612 nucleotides. RefSeq names its product protein Z600 (gene Z600). The record is from RefSeq and is a predicted model, not a curated record. Bases 324 to 590 code for a protein of 88 amino acids. The transcript has a single exon. NCBI's taxonomy places the organism in Eukaryota, Metazoa, Arthropoda, Insecta, Diptera, Drosophilidae.